AUGGAUCGGAAAAUGGGUGUAAUGUCGCUCUGUACGGACGAUGAUAACGACUUCAAAAAACUCGAUAUUCUUCAUGAAACUUACAAAAAUGUAAGCAUUGCUUAGCUAAAAUCAACAACAAUCUGUACAAAUUGUGUGCUUUCAGUCGUAUGCGAUAUUCAACGAACUCCGUCAGAAGUGUCAGCUCUGCGACGUGGCUUUAGUUGUUGAAAACAAAAAACUGUCAGCUCACAAAGUCGUCCUGGCAGCCACGAUUCCGUACUUUCGAGGAAUGUUCACAUUGGACUUGAUGGAAGCGAAUAUGAAAGAAAUAAGUAUUGAAGGUCAGCUCAUCUUCCAUCUGGAGCCAUUGAACCUCUGAAGUUUCAGACAUGAACUAUGACACGGUUGAGCAGCUUCUCUCAUUCGCGUACACUGGAGAACUGCGGAUAUCCACAAGUCAGUAGGCCUGAGAGGAUCCCCACUAAACCGAACAAUUCCAGGCAACGUACAGUCCAUCAUGAUGAGUGCCAACUUCUUCCAAAUGCUCGAGGUCGUCCAGCACUGCGGCACCUUCCUUCUCACUCGUCUCCAUUCCUCCAACGCCCUCUCAAUUCGCGAAUUCUGUAAAAUGAUGUGUGUAGAAGAAGGCAUAGUCGAGGAAGCGAACGAUUUCGUUCAAGUAACCUAUCGCCGGUCAUCGUAGUAUUAUUUUACAAAUACUCAUUUCAGAAGCAUUUCACAGCAGUCGCCAAAGAAGAUGAUUUCAAGAGGUUACCAGUGGAAGAUCUGAUAGAGCUACUGCAAAACGACAACUUGUAUGUGGAUUCUGAAGAACAGAUUUACGAGUUUGCGAUGGAUUGGCUGAGAGCAGAAGAAGGACGGCAUGAGUUGGCUUCCAGGUGAGAAUCGACGAGAAGAAGAUGUCCGUUCUAACAGAAAUCCUCAGAGUUCUUCCGUGCGUCCGAUUGCCUCUGCUCAGUCCUACUUACCUUUCCUCUAUUGUCGCCUCCAACCCGAUCAUCAAGAAAGACAUUCCGUGCAGAGAUCUAGUCAGCUGGGCUCUCUUUUCAAUGGACAAUUCCUAUUUGCAGAUUGACGAAGCAAAAGACUAUCAUCUGCUUCCGGAACGCCGAUCUCUCUUCAAAUCCUUCAAGUGCUCUCCCCGCGUGUGCCAAUGCGUUCCCUGUCUCAUUGUGGCCAUCGGAGGACUCAUGCACGUGACCCAGUCCAAGUCGUCGGUUGAAAUAUAUCACCCGUUCCAUAAGACGUGGACUCCCAUUGACGGAAUGGUCACUUUGAGGACACGAGUCGGAGUGGCCGUGAACCAGCGACAUGUUGUUACAAGUGACUGCAACCAUUCAAUCGAAUGCUUUCAGGUCUACGCAAUUGGAGGAUUCAACGGUCAAGAUCGGUUGGAUUUGGUCGAGCGGUUUGAUUACGACACAAUGAAGUGGACCACAGUAAACAAGGCUUCCAGAAUCCCCUAGUAUCUCUCCGUUUUCAGCUGCCUUCUCUCUCUCGCAAACGAUCUGCUCUGGCAGCCGCUUUUGUGGAAAAUAAGUUGUACGUUUGUGGUGGAUACGACGGUCUCGUCAGUCUUUCGUCCAUCGAAGUAUACGACAUCCAACGGAACGUCUGGGAGGCGGGACCGGCGAUGGAGAGCCAGAGAAGCGCCGCCGGAGUCACCGUCAUCGGAAAACAUAUUUAUGGUGAGAAGCCCCUCGGCAACCUGAAAAUUUAUUGACUUCUUUCAGUUUGCGGAGGGCAUGAUGGCAUGCAAAUAUUUCAAUCGGCUGAAAGACUGGACACGGAAUCGGGUAUCUGGGAGAGAGUUCCUCAGAUGAUUCAGAAGAGGUGCCGAUUCGGAGCGGCCGCCUACAAAGGCAAGAUUUAUGUGGCCGGUGGAUACGAUGGAUCGGCAUUCCUGAAAUCGGUAGAAGUCUAUGAUCCAAUCACGAAAGAGUGGUCACCCGUGUCUUCAAUGAAUAUGCGAAGAAGCAGAGUCUCUCUUGUCGCCACAGUUGACGGACUGUUCGCUGUUGCCGGGUUCGAAGUGCCCAUAAUGCCAUUCUUAUAAAUCCGACUGUUUCAGAUUCGACGGAGAGAACAAUCUGUGCAGCAUGGAGCAAUACGAUGACGUGACCGACUCGUGGAGCAUCGCCACUCCUCUCAACUGCCACGAAGGCGGCGUCGGUGUGGGUGUGAUCCCGAUGCCUCCGCACAUGUUCUAA
Molecule: messenger RNA, 2213 nt
Organism: Caenorhabditis sp. 36 PRJEB53466
Lineage: Eukaryota; Metazoa; Nematoda; Chromadorea; Rhabditida; Rhabditidae
Source: the annotation of a GenBank genome assembly